AUGCCUCCCAAAGACGCAGCCAAGGAUGCAGGCGGUCCGAUCCAGCUGGAGAACACGGCAAAACGUGAUUUCCUUCAAAAGCUCGAAAAGGAAUCCCAAGAGUUUUGGGCGCAGCAGAACGUCUUCGAUGUCAACGCUCCCACUCAGGAUGACGGUCUCGUCGAUAUGACCCCAGACGAGGUGCGCGCAAAGUACCCAAAAUGGUUCGGCACCUUCCCAUACGCCUACAUGAACGGUUCCCUCCAUCUCGGACACGCGUUCUCCUUAUCCAAGGUCGAGUUUGCUGCCGGUUACGAACGCAUGCAGGGCAAGCGCGCUCUCUUCCCAUGGGCCUUCCACUGCACCGGUAUGCCCAUCCGUGCCGCUGCCGACAAGCUGGUUCGCGAGAUCGAGCUGUUUGGCGAAGACUUUUCUGGAUACAAGGACCCCGCAGACGAGGCCGAGGAGGAGGCAGCACCGCAACCACCAGCGCCCACCGAAAACACCUCGAGCGCUACCAAGACCAACGCCGCCAAGGCCACCAAGGGCAAGCUCGCUGGUAAGGACACCGGUCUCAAGUACCAGUUCCAGAUCAUGCUCAACUCUGGUGUGCCCAAGGACGAGAUCAAGAAGUUUGCCGAUGCCAACUACUGGCUCAGCUACUUCCCUCCCAUCGCCAAGGCUGACUGCACCGCUUUUGGCUCCAGAAUCGACUGGCGACGUGCCUUCAUCACCACAGACGCCAAUCCGUACUAUGACAGCUUUGUCCGUUGGCAGAUGAACAAGCUCCGCGCCAUGAACAAGAUCAAGUUCGGCGAACGUUACACCAUCUACUCGCCCAAGGACGGCCAGCCAUGCAUGGAUCACGACCGAUCCGACGGCGAGGGUCUCGGUCCUCAGGAGUACACCGGUCUCAAGAUGGAGCUCGUCCAGUGGGGUGCUCUUGCUGCUCCGGAGCUCGACGCUAAGCUCCAGGGCAAAAACGUCUACUUUGUCGCUGCCACGCUUCGUCCCGAGACCAUGUACGGCCAGACCAACUGCUACGUCGGCCCCACCAUCGAUUACGGCGCUUUCCAGAUCAACGACACGGAUGUUUACAUUUGCACCGAGCGUGCAGCUCGCAAUAUGGCUUUCCAAGGCACCACCAAGGAGCGCGGCCAGGUCCACGCCCUCGCCACCGUCAAGGGUUCGCAGCUCAUCGGUACCAAGAUCAAGGCGCCCUUUGGCCUGUACCCCGAGGUCUACGUCCUGCCCAUGGAGAGCGUACUCGCCACCAAGGGUACCGGUGUCGUCACUUCGGUGCCCUCGGACUCGCCCGACGAUUAUGCUACGCUCAUGGACCUGCGCAAGAAGGCCGAAUACUUCAAGAUUGACCCGCAGUGGGCUGCCUUUGAGCCCAUCCCCGUCAUCCGCACGCCUGCCUACGGUGACAUGACUGCCGAGACACUCGUCAAGCAGCUCAAGAUCCAGAGCGCCAAGGACAAGAACCAGCUUGCCGAGGCCAAGGAGCUCGCCUACAAGGAAGGCUUCUACAACGGCACCAUGCUUGUCGGCACCUACAAGGGUCAGCCCGUCCAGGAGGCCAAGAACAAGGUGCGCGACGAGAUGAUAAAGGCCAACCUCGCUUUCGCCUACGCCGAGCCCGAGGGCAAGAUCAUCAGCCGAAGUGCCGAUGAGUGUGUCGUGGCCCUCUGCGACCAGUGGUACAUGGACUACGGCGAGGAGUCGUGGAAGGCGCAGGCCAGCAAGCUCGUCGCACAGAUGAACACCUUUAGCCCCGAAGUCAAGAACGCCUUUGAGGGCACCUUGGACUGGCUCAAGCAGUGGGCCUGUGCCCGUUCCUACGGUCUCGGCUCCAAGCUGCCCUGGGACCCGCAAUACCUUGUCGAGUCGCUCAGUGACUCCACCAUCUACAUGUCGUACUAUACGGUCGCCCACCACCUCCAAGGCGGUGUCCCUAACGGCAGCAAGGUCGGACCCAUCGGCAUCAAGGCCGAAGAGCUCACGGACGAGAUCUGGGACUACAUUCUCGGCGACGCUGCUUUUCCCACCGACACCACCGUGCCCAAGGAGAAGGCCGAGGUGCUGCGUCGCGAGUUCCGCUACUUCUACCCCUUCGACCUGCGUUCGUCGGGCAAGGAUCUCAUCCCCAACCAUCUUACCUUCUGUGUCUACGUGCACUCGGCUCUCUUCCCCGAGCACCGCUGGCCCCAGGCAAUCCGUGCCAAUGGUCACCUCAUGCUCAACGGCAAGAAGAUGUCCAAGUCGACGGGCAACUCGCUCAGCCUUCGCCAGUCGGUCGAGAAGUUCGGUGCCGAUGCCACGCGUCUGUCGCUCGCCGACGCCGGUGACGGUAUCGAGGAUGCCAACUUUGAGGAGAAGACGGCCAACGCAAACAUCCUGCGUCUCCACACGCUCAUCGAGUGGUGUGCCGAGGUGGUGGCGAACAAGGACAAGCUCCGUUCCGGUGCCAAGGACAGCUUCUGGGACAAGUCGUUCGAGAACCAGAUCAACAACCUCACGCAGCUCACCAACGAGGCCUACGCCAAGGCGCUGUACAAGGAUGCCACCAAGUUUGGCUUCUACGAGCUGCAGACCGCGCGUGACCUGUACCGUGAGGCGACUUCGGACAUCGGCAUGCAUGUCGAUCUUGUGCUCAGGUGGAUCCGAACCCAGGCUCUUCUGAUCACCCCGAUCGCUCCUCACUUUGCCGAGCACGUCUGGCGUAACUCCCUCGGCGAGACCACCUCCAUCCAGACCGCACGCUGGCCCGAGCCGUCGGCGCCUGUCGACAACUCGAUCACCGAAGCGCUCGCCUACGUGUCGGGUACCGUCAAGACGGUGCGCGAUGCCGAGAUCCUGCUCACCAAGAAGUCCAAGGGCAAGCAGGCUGCUGCGACACCUGUCAAGUACAACGAGCGCGCACCCAAGGAGUGCCGCAUGUUUGUCGCCAAGAACUUCCCCGAGUGGCAGGACAAGUGCGUCUCGGUCGUGCAGGCGCACUACGACACUGCCACGGGAAGCUUCGACGACAAGGCGAUCCGCGAACAGCUCGCCAAGGACGGCAUGCUCAAGGACAAGAAGGUGAUGAACUUUAUCGUCACGUUCAAGAAGAGAAUUGCCGAUUUUGGAGCCCAGACCGCCUUCAACCGUCUACUGCCCUUCAAUGAGGUCGAGACGCUCCGCGCGGCUUCGGGCUACUUUAAGAAGAGCAUGAACUUCCAGCAGAUCACCAUUUACAGCAUCGAGGACGACAAGGCGCAGUACGAGGCGCUGGACGUGGACCCCAAGGUUCUCGAGACCGCCGAGCCGGGACAGCCCAGUUUCACGUUCCUGAACAUCGAGGCUUGA
Molecule: messenger RNA, 3330 nt
Organism: Sporisorium graminicola
Lineage: Eukaryota; Fungi; Basidiomycota; Ustilaginomycetes; Ustilaginales; Ustilaginaceae
Exons: 1
Coding region: 1-3330 (1109 amino acids)
Biological process (GO): leucyl-tRNA aminoacylation
Molecular function (GO): aminoacyl-tRNA deacylase activity; leucine-tRNA ligase activity; ATP binding
Source: RefSeq, a predicted model, not a curated record